UUUUUUCUUGAUAUUAUUCAAUGGGAGAGAACACCAAAUCUUCAAUAUUGCAAUACCAUCGUGCUCCGCAAUCAUGAAGAUAAAAGCUUUAAGCCGCUCAGUUGCGGCCUACCAGCCGCCUGGGUCUGAUGUUCCAAAGGCGCCCCGUAAUCUAGAUCCAGCGAUUCAUCCGUUCGAGAGAGCACGAGAGUAUACGCGCGCACUCAAUGCGGUGAAACUGGAACGCAUGUUCGCUCAGCCGUUCAUCGCGCAACUCGGAAACGGACAUGUCGACGGUGUUUAUUCACUAGCGAAGGAUCCCAAUUCCCUCGACAGAUUUGCAUCCGGCUCGGGCGAUGGUGUUGUGAAGUGCUGGAGCUUGACUGGCCGGGAUCAAGUCUGGAAAACGACGGCUCAUGAGAAUAUCGUAAAAGGAAUGGCAUGGACAACCGAUCAAAAGCUUCUCACGUGUGCAUCUGAUAGAUCGAUCAAAAUCCACGACCCGUACAAUACUCGCGAUGAUUCGCCACCUCUACACUCUUGGCUUGGAACGAAUGCCUAUACAAGCUUAAGUGUGCAUAGGUCGAAGAACGCUUUCGCAGCAGCCUCCGAUGUUAUAUCUGUUUACGAUCUUGAUCGCUACACGGCUGCGCCAGAAGUUCUUCGUUGGCCAUCGUCCGGCGAAACGAUUACCUCAGUGUCUUUCAACCAAAGCGAAACAUCCGUGCUCGCAUCUUGCUCUACAGAUCGGUCGAUUAUCCUAUAUGAUCUCCGAACAUCUUCGCCCCUCGCCCGUACAUACCUCAACUUUAGCUGCAACAAGUUGUCCUGGAACCCGGUGGAGCCGAUGAACUUUGCUGCGGCGAGCGAAGAUCACAACGUGUACAUAUUUGAUAUGCGCAAGUUCGACCGAGCACUCAACAUUCUCAAAGAUCAUGUGGCAGCAGUCAUGGAUGUGGAAUUCUCGCCUACCGGACAGGAGCUUGUGACAGCUUCCUACGAUCGUACAAUUAGGCUGUUUAGCCGAGAUGGGGGACAUUCUAGGGAUGUCUACCAUACGAAGCGAAUGCAGAGAGUUUUCUGCGCACGAUGGACUCCAGACUCCAAAUAUCUAUUGAGCGGAUCGGAUGACGGAAACAUUCGCCUUUGGAGGGCUAAUGCAUCCCAGCGAGAGGGUAUCAAGUCUGCGCGACAGCGGCAGUCACUCGAAUACAAUGAGGCAUUAUCCGAGAGAUACAGUCACAUGCCUGAGAUUAGGCGCAUCAAACGCCAUAGACAUCUUCCAAAGGUUGUGAAGAAGGCGGGUGAGAUCAAGAAGGAAGAACUGAAGGCCAUCAAGCGACGAGAAGAGAAUGAGAGGAAGCACACCAGGAAACAAUUCGAGAAGAGGAAGAGUGAACGGGACAAGGUUAUUCUGGCAAGAGAAAAGUAACGUCUAUGUUUGAUGACAUUCCGGAGGAGUUGGCUGUCUUAAGCAUUCAUGAACUGCAUUUAUGAGGCGUUAAAGGAAUGGGAAAAUUCAGAUACCAGAUAAGGCUUCGGUAGACUAUGUCUAUAUACUCUCAUGAGAAUGACUGGCUGUUAAGAAAAUGAAGCUCUGCCUAACCUAGGUAGUUGAAGUCGUUUGAAACAAUCA
Messenger RNA from Annulohypoxylon truncatum, 1615 nucleotides. Its product is annotated as WD40 repeat-like protein. Gene Ontology annotation, cellular component: nucleolus; small-subunit processome. Gene Ontology annotation, molecular function: protein binding. NCBI's taxonomy places the organism in Eukaryota, Fungi, Ascomycota, Sordariomycetes, Xylariales, Hypoxylaceae. Gene Ontology annotation, biological process: maturation of SSU-rRNA from tricistronic rRNA transcript (SSU-rRNA, 5.8S rRNA, LSU-rRNA). The transcript has 4 exons. The record is from RefSeq and is a predicted model, not a curated record. Bases 74 to 1411 code for a protein of 445 amino acids.